Molecule: messenger RNA, 423 nt
Organism: Scheffersomyces stipitis CBS 6054
Lineage: Eukaryota; Fungi; Ascomycota; Pichiomycetes; Serinales; Debaryomycetaceae
Exons: 1
Biological process (GO): mitochondrion organization
Cellular component (GO): mitochondrion; nucleus
Source: RefSeq, a predicted model, not a curated record
AGAAGAUCCGCUCCAGCUCCAAGACAACAGUCUAGAUCGGCCCAUACCGCCGCUGCCCCAUCCCACUACCCAUCUCGUCCAGCUCCAGCUGCUCAUCCAGUGCAACCACAAGCUCAGGCUUCCCAGGGCCCAGGUUUGUUCGGUCAAAUGGCUUCCACAGCUGCUGGUGUCGCUGUCGGUUCCACCAUUGGUCACACUUUAGGUGCCGGAAUCACUUCCAUGUUCGGCGGCUCGUCGUCCCACGCACCAGUAGAAGCUGCUGCCCCAGUGCAACAGAACCAGUACGAAGAGCAGAAGACUACCUGCGAUGCCGACGCCAGAAACUUCACCAGAUGUUUGGGAGACAACGGUGGCAACAUGCAAAUCUGUGAAUACUACUUGCAGCAAUUGAAGGCUUGUCAAGAAGCCUCUCGUCAAUACUAA